CGCGGGCAGAGCGCGGCGUGGAGGCGGAGCGCCCGGCUGUGUGCGCGGAGGGCGGGCGCGCCGAAGCCCGCUCCCACGUGCCGGGCUCGGGGCCGCUGCGCGGGCGGCGGCGCGGCGAGGCCUCGCCGAGGAGGCGGAGCGCGGGCGGGGGGCGGACGGCAGCGGCCGGGCGGGGACGGAGGGGGCUGGUUCAGUGCGAGGACGGGGGUGUGCGGCGGGCCACGGGCAGCGCCGGGACUGGUCCCCCGGGCCUUCUUCCCUCCGUGGCGCUCGCUAGACGCUGCCCGGACGAUGACCGUUAAGGUUUAGUGUUUUCCUGUGUGGUUUGCAAACACUAGGCGAAGCGCUGCGUGCGUUUUUCUCACGUAACUCAAAAUAGCCGGUGACGGUCAGCGGGGGUGUUGCGUCUGAUGGUCUGUGGGGAAACUCGAGUCGCCCCCCGGAGACCCUUGCACUAGCAGGUGCUGGGUCCUGCCGGGGUCCAGAGCCCUGCUUCCGACAGCGCUCGGCGCCCCUCGGAUGGGUCCGGAAGAGGAGGCAGAGCGCGUUAGGAAGGGCCGUCUGUGAAUCGAAGAGGGCGCGCCAGGCCCGGGCCAGGGCUGGCUGAGGGUCAAAGGCCGCCCCUGGCCCACGUGGCCUCCGGUGGAGACUCAGGGAGGCCCGGGAGAAAAGAAAUGGGCAUCGGUAAGCGUGGGGUCACCUGCUAGUCAGAGAAAACCUUCCGGAGGCCAAGUGAUGGUCAGAGGCUUGAGUGGCGAAGGUGGCACAGACAGGCUUUGUUCCCGGAUGUGCCUGAGGUUCUCUGGGUUUUCCCUCAGGGACACUCUAGACGGAAGUGUUUCUCCUUGUUUCCUUUUUAUCAUCAGGGAGGAAAAGCCCUUCUUAGAAGCCUCUUGGCAAACUUUCCUUCACAUCUUCUUAACCAGAACUGGACCUCGUGGUCACCUAGGGGCAAGGGAAAGCUGGGCGAGAAAAAGGGCGCGUUUCUGCCUGGACUAAGGGGCUGUUUGCUUGGAAGUUUGGCUGGGCGGCCAGCUGUGUAUCAGAGGCCAGUUGGGAAGGUUUUCCUGGGAGUGACACCUGGCGUCACAUGUCAGUCUAAGGUAAAACCAGACCAUGUUCUAAAAGUCAUGUGUCCUGGUAGUUUCCGUUGUGCACCCAGCGGGCUUCAACCUCUCCUGAAUGUUGGACCUGUAUAGCAAAUGCCUUCAUUCUCCACUUGUAAGUCUAACACCAUGUGCAAAACAGCUUUUAAUUUUUACCCUUCAGAUAUACUCCUACAGUCUUAUCUUUCUGAGUAAAUGGAAAUUUUAUCAUUUCAGUUGCUUGGGCCAAAGAUCUUGGUAUCUCAUCCCACGUCUAAUUCAUCAGCAAACCUUGUUUUAUACCUUUGAAAUGCAUGUAAAAUCUGACUACUUAUCACCUGCUACCACCCGUCUAGUCCAAUACACUGUCAUUUCCAGCUGGAUUAUUGCUAGAGUCUCCCACCUGGUUUUCCUGCUUACACCCUUACACCUCCACCCUGACCCCCUAGUCUUUUGUCAAAGCAGCAGCUGGAGAGGCCAUGUGUCACGUCAUGUCACUUUGCCCAGGCCUUCCAGAUGCUUUUCGUCUCAUCCAGAGUAAAAGCCUAAGUUCUAUAGCCUGUGAGGCACCCCUGUCUCCUCUCCAUUGCCAUCCCCUACUGUGCUUCAGCCCCUCUGGCCUUCUUGCCCUUCCUCCAACACAUCAAGUGUGCUUGGGCCUCACAGCCUUGGCACUUGUGCUUCCCCAUGCCAGGGAUGUGUCUCCCCUGACAUCUACAUAGUGCCUUCUCUCACUCCACCCAGAUCUCUACUUGGAUGUUGCUCUAUCACGGUGCCUUCUGUGGCAGUCCUGUGUGAAGUACCCACCACCAAAUGCUGCCCAUUCUUUCUGUCCCUUAUCUGUCACUUGACACAGGUAUUGCAUCUGUCAAACUGUUCACUUGUGCACUGCCUUAGAGCAGGACCCUGGUCUGCUUGUCCUCAGCUGUUUGCCCACUGCCCAGGACCUCUUAGGUGGGCCCAAGCUGCAGCCCAUUGUCUCCUCUGACCAGGUACACUGCCAAGGAUCUGGCGUUUACGUGGUGGCCUUGGGAUGCUGUCAUACCAUGGAGCUGCUUGGGGGACCUCAUGGGAGGCAAGGGGAUAUGGUCUCAGGCUGCUGGAUGCUCAGUCUUUCUGCCCUUCCUGGGGUUUUCAGGCAGCCCAAAACUGGGUCUCUGCUGCCACAGACCUCUUGAGGUCCAGGCCCAGAAGUCUCAAAGUUGCUGGGGGAAACAAGCCCUGUCACAGUCUUCCCUCUCCCUGCAGCUCUGCCUGCCUCCUCGAGACAAGCUGCAGAGACCCAGUGAUGGCCGUCAAGCAUCUCCUUCCUGGUGGGCUCCAGGUCUUGGUCUCCUUUGAGGAUGUGGCUGUGCUCCUCUCCCAGGAAGAGUGGGGCCUUCUGGACCCUGCUCAGAGGGGCCUCUACAGGGACGUGAUGCUGGAGACCUACAGAAACCUGGUCUCGCUGGGACUUCAAGGUUGCAAAUCUGAUGUCAUCUCCAGGCUGGAGCAGGGGCAAGAGCCAUGGGCCCCACACUCACCAAGAAUUGAGGCGAGCUGGAUCUGGAGGCUCAGGAGUGAAGGUUAUGAGUCUAGGAUGGAAAAGAAGGAGCUAACUCCAAUGCAGGAAAUGUCCGAAGAAAUGGAAUUCCAGAGAGCAAAAUCAGAAAAAUAUUUAAGGAAUAUUUCCAAGGAACCUGAUUUUGAAGGGAUGAGUAAAAUUGAGGGCAAAUUAAAGAAUUACUGGAGAAAAUCUUCAGUGGAAGGACUUAAGAAAUCCUUCUCCCAGAACAGCAGUUUCAGGCCAGUGACAGUGACACAUGUGAAAACCCCCACAGGGGAGGAAUGCCAGAGAUUCAGUGCUAUUGAGGUAAACUGCGCUGCAGACCGAAACCCUGUCAGCUAUCAUAGAGUGUCUAGAGGGGAGGGUCUCCUUCAGAGUGUGUCACGUGUAGAAAACUUUCAACAAAGUAAGGAGCUCGUUAACCUCCAGAGUUUCCAUCUGGGAGAAGGAGCAUUUCAGACAGACGUGUUUGUGAGUUCGCCCAGGCAGAGUUUAGUUCUUAGUGAGAACCAGAGGAUUAACAAUCCACAGAAACCCUGUGAGUGUACUAAGUGUGGGAAAAGUUUCUGUCAGAGUAGAGCUCUUGUUCAGCAUCAGAGGAUCCAUGCUGGAGAGAAGCCCUUCAGGUGUGGUGAGUGUGGAAAAGCUUUCAGUCGACGCUCUUUCCUUAGCAAACAUCAGAGAAUUUGCAGUGGUGAGAAGCACUACACAUGUGGUGACUGUGGCAAAGCUUUCAGUGCUCGUUCGUGCUUUGUGCAGCAUCAUAACAGUCACUCUGGAGAAAGACCCUACAAGUGCAGUGAAUGUGGGAAAGCUUUCAGUACACGUUCAUCUUGUACUCAACAUCUUAAAAUUCACACUGGGGAGAAACCUCAUGAGUGUAAUCAGUGUGGGCAAGCCUUUAGUCAUAGCUCUAACCUGAUUCAUCAUCAGAGGAUUCACAGUGGAGAGAAACCUUACAAGUGUAAGGAAUGUGGGAAAGCCUUCAGUAGACAGUCACACCUCGUCCAGCAUCAGAGAGCUCACUCUGGAGAGAGACCUUAUGACUGCACUGAGUGUGGCAAAGCCUUCAGUGCACGGUUGUCUCUCAUUCAACAUCAGAGGAUUCAUACGGGAGAAAAACCCUAUGAAUGUAAUCAAUGUGGAAAAUCCUUUAGCCUGAACCGAACACUUAUUGUCCAUCAGAGAAUUCACACUGGAGAGAAACCCUACAGGUGUAAUGAGUGUGGAAAAUGCUUCAGUCAGCGCUCACAAGUUAUUCAACAUAAGAGAAUUCACACUGGAGAGAAGCCUUAUAUCUGCAACGAGUGUGGAAAGUCAUUCAGUGCUCGCCUGUCUCUUGUCCAGCAUCAGAGGAUUCACAGUGGAGAAAAGCCUUAUGGGUGUAACAAGUGUGGGAAAGCCUUCAGUCAAAAGGGACAUCUUAUUCAGCAUCAGCGAAUUCACACUGGAGAGAAACCCUAUGAGUGUAGUGAGUGUGGAAAGGCUUUCAGCCAGAGCUUUAAUCUUAUUCACCAUCAAAGAACACACAAUGGUGAGAAGCCCUAUGAAUGCAACGAGUGUGAGAAAGCCUUCAGCGUGCUCUCUUCCCUCGUUCAGCAUCAGAGAGUACACAACGGAGAGAAGCCCUACGAGUGCCACAGAUGUGGAAAGGCCUUCAGCCAGGGCUCACACCUAAUUCAGCAUCAGAGGAGUCACACCGGAGAGAAGCCCUAUGAGUGUAACGAGUGUGGAAAAGCCUUUGGGCAGAUCUCUACUUUAAUUAAGCACGAGAGGACGCACAACGGAGAGAAGCCCUAUGAGUGCAGGGACUGCGGGAAGGCCUUCAGCCAGAGUGCACACCUGCUCCGCCACCGGAGAAUCCACACUGGAGAUCAUCCGUACGAGUGCAGGGACUGUGGGAAGGCCUUCAAUGUUCGCUCCUCUCUCAUCCAGCAUCACAGGAUUCAUACUGGCGAGAGGCCUUAUGAGUGUAGUGAGUGUGGCAAGGCCUUCAGUCAGCAUUCACAGUUUAUUCAGCAUCAGAGGACUCACACUGGAGAGAAACCCUAUGUGUGCAAUGAGUGUGAGAAGUCCUUCAGUGCACGCUUAUCCCUUAUUCAACACAAGAGAAUUCACACUGGAGAGAAACCCUACAAGUGCACAGAAUGUGGAAAAUCCUUCCGGCAAAGCUCUCACCUUACCCGACAUCAGAGAAUUCACAAUGGAGAGCGACCUUACAAGUGUAAUGAAUGUGGGAAAACUUUCAGUCAGAGAAUAAGUCUUAUCAGUCAUGAGAAAAUUCAUGAGGUUCAUGUUGGAGAGCAAGCCUGUAAGUGUAAUAAGUGUGGGGAAGUCUUUAGUGCACAGGCAGCUUUCAUUCAGCAUCAUAAAGUUCACAGUGGAAAGUAAUCGCCUUAUUCGAUCCAUUCUUCACUGGUUUACAUCAGGAGAGUCACCCUGAUGACACUGCCACUGCUUAAUGACAUUCAUUUCAGAUAUUCAGCUCUUCAGAGAUUUAACUGUCUCCCAGUGAGCUCCUAACCAAAGGCAGGCUGCCAAAUUACAUGGUACAACUUCUAAGGCAAUGUGCCUUCCCUGAGAGUCGGAGGAUGGCCUCUGCUUGAGGACUUUAAACAAGUGCAAUUGAAAUACACUUAUUUAGGGCGUGUUUAUAGCACCAGAUGUUAAAGUACAGUUAGGUAUUUCAUUUGGCCACUGGCUUUUCUUUUCUUUCUUCUUCAUCAUCUAUUUCAGCUUCAAAAAGAGUAAUUGGGAUCCUUGCACUUUCAAGUGUGAUGGAACCAGGUUGAGGCUUUCUUAUGUAUUUGUUUGGCCCUUUUCAAAAUGUUUUUGUUCAAUUGUGAGAGAUAUGGUACUUUAACUUCAAAAGUGUUACUUUUUUUCAGCAGCAAAUAACCCACACAGGAGAGAAACCUCAUGAGUAUAAGCAAAGUCUGUUAAGGAAUGAGAUGAGGCUUGUGUGUAGAUUCAAACAGUUGAGAUCCUGCCAAGAAGUCAAAUGAUAAGUGUACAAUGGGUUUUUCUGCAAGGUAAUUUGGAAAGAAAAAACCCUGUGAAUUGGGAGGAAAAUAGGCAUAAAGUAGAUACGUGAUGGCAUGGGACACAACUUACAGAUUCUGUUCUUAAAGCCAAGAUUGGUGUAUCCCAUCAGUUCCUACAGGAAAGCAGGUGAGUAGCCGUAGCUGCUCCCUUUUCCUGGGCAGCUCAGCACUGAGCAGGGUGGCGGGGAGGGCGGGUCCUGCUGCUGCCACAGGACGGGACCAGGUGAGGCAGGGCCGUGGCAGUGAGCAGCUUUCAGUAGGUGGAUACUUGUGCAGGUUGUCAACGCGUGAACUGGUGUCUGCGCUGGAAAGGUGCCUGUUCUUCUCUGGAGCCAUGUUGGUCAACAGUGUCUCAGUGUCCUUCAGUUCUCACCUGGUGUUUGAGAUGAGAGUAAAUGUCCCAGGAGCUCUGUUUUCUUAAGCUCAGUCGUCAGAGUUGCUGCCCCUGUCCUCUGGGGCCUCUGCCCGAUUCACUCACAUGUGGUUCACUCCAGCAUCCUUAGAACCCUGUUCUCCGGAAACUUCUAUAGUACUGUCGUCUUAUUUUGUGGAAGAAAGAAGAUUAGCAUGAAAAUGGGCUGAAACAGGGUUAUAAAUAUGAGAAAUUCAGCAAAAGCAGUCUGUGAGAGAGAGUUCCAGAAACAAAUCUGGCAACUGAAAGUGGCUAUAGAGUCUGAUGAGCAAGCUGGAUGUCAUAUAUGCAGACACUUCAGAAGGGGUUGACCACUCGUGACUUGGGAUAAACUAAUGGAACAGUGCUUUGUGUCUAAGAAUCAGGGUAAGGAAGAGAUGAAAUGAAAGAAAAGGUAAGAGCAAUGAAUUAUUUAAUAAUUGGACAUUAUUCCCUUAUAAUAUUCUUUUCACUAGUAAAUUGUUCCAGUUUUCCUAUUUAUUAAAGGAACUUCCUCUUAGAAGUUGGCCGAUCUUUUCUCCUUACAUUAACCUGGCCUGUGGCUCAGGCCUUAUUCGCCAGCCUUUGUCCAUAUAGUAGUAGUGGUGGUCUUUAUUCAUUUUAGGAUUUUGAAAAGCUGAUUGGAAAAUCUGCCUCUUGGUGAUAAUCUUCCUAAGCACACUUCACCACAAAUAGCUUUGACUUGUUUUUUUUAACUGGAAUGAAUUCCCUCUGAAGAUAAUGGUUAUCAUGUGCUGAAGAAAAAUUCAGUCAACAAACCUUUGCCUUUUUUACCUUAGCGUGUGCCAGGAACUGUGAUAAAUGCUACUGGGUUUUCUCAUUUAAUCUUCGCAUCAACUCAGUGAAGUAGGUACUUUGAUUAACCCCGUUUUACAGUGAGACUCAGGCACAGAGGCAGCUCAGUGGCUGCACUGGCACCACGUGGCUCUACUUCCCGUGCUCCUGGAACACCUCCUGAGCACCUGCUGCAGGCUGGCACCCCAAGAGUUAAGUCACUGCUGGCAGGGAGCUUGCCAGUCUGACUAAUUCUAGGUGGGAAGUUGUACAUUUUACUCAAACAUGGUUUGGUAAAUGGGUCUUCCAGAUGUGUUAUCAAUGAAGGAAAAUGAGAAAACAGUCCAACAGUGGGUCUCUGGCUUACAACUUACUAAUCAUAGCCCAGUGGCCACGUUGCCCCUGAAAGGGAGAGAAUAGCUGUCUUCCUAAGCUGGCUGGAAAGCUUAAUCUCCUGAAGUUGUGUCAGAAGCUCCUUCUCACCCAGGUCUCUGGGCUUGAGUUUGGGAUGGGGCCUUGGAGCUCUUUACCCAGUUACAACUUCUGCUUCUAGAGAAAGAACUUUUAGGAGAGGAGAAAAAGAAAGUCACUAUUUUUUGCUCUGAGGAUCUCUUUGGCAUCCUUUCAAGAGACAAAGGAUGAGGAAGCCAUGGCAGUGUCCCCCUCAAGGUUGCAUGAUUAGAGUGCUAAAUCAGGAGGAAAUAUUUUGGCUUUUUCUUUUUCACUCCCAUCUUUAUGUACAUUGGAGGUGUUUACUUAAGAACAUCAGCUUUUAUUCUAAUCCCAUUUUAGGUUGUAUGGCUAAAACAUCUUUAUGACUAAUUUCUAUGAUCAGUUUGGAUUGUUUUAGUUUUCAGCUAAAAAUUUCAUGCAAUUUGUAUUGAAUUUUAUUUACAUAGUUGCAAAUGUUCUCAAUUCCAGUCAGAAAUUUCUGUUACCCAGUUUCUUACUUAGCUAGGUGAAGGCGUUCCUGUCCGUUGGUAGCCAGACUGUCCCCUGAUGGUGCAGAGCCUCUGUGCUACACUUGAUGAUUGGCACGGAGCAGUCAUCCACUCGGUGCCUCCUGGCUGUGAAACCAAGUAAUUUAGUUACAAUUAAGAAGAGAAGGGCAUUUCACUUUUUCCAGUUUCUGGAGGAGUUUUAUGCCAGUGCUAGCAGACGUACACCCUUCCAAGAACCCCACCAUGGCCCACACCAGUGGCACAGGCCUUUGUCACCUGAAACACUCUGGAAGCAAGGAGACUGAUGUUAGACAGGAGAGUUUUGAAAUCCAGGAAUUUGAGCUCUGCUCAGUAGACAUCAUACUCAUCUAGUAACUCAUUCCAAAGAUGCCCUUAUUCGUGCUGUUCCCAGAGGGAGCUGCUCUGUCUAGUCAUGCCCGUUACCCUCACAAGUAGGGUAUUUUCAGGUCGCCCUGGAAGGCUGCUGUUCUAAUGAGGCAACAGGUGUUUUCUCAUAGUUCCCUCUUACUAAGUAGAAGGUGGAUGAUGGCUCCCACCUCAUAUGUCUGUGUAUCAGUAAUUCUUCCCACAGGCUGUGUGGGUCAUGACAGCAAACAACUUAGGGUGGUUAAUACUUUGAGAUGUGGGCCUGAUCUGCUGCUCAGUGAACUGGCAGAAUUCAACAGUUUGGAUGGUCUGCUCUCCAUGAACUACUUUUGUAGCCUGACUGGACUUGGGAACCAGAGAUAUUGGGAGGGGAGUGUUGAGAACGACUCUUACCUUCAAACUUGUACUCCAGGAGCUGCCAGAGUACUCAGCCUUCCUGGCAGACUGCGGUCACAGUGAGAUGGUGGGCCGUGGAGCUCAGCCAGGAUCUGCUCUGGGUGUGGGGGUCAGGAGUGGAGUAUUUAUAAGUCCAGGGUGGUUUUGUUAGUUCUGGUGCCUGGCUAUUGCCAGAACAUGGGAUUAUUGAGUAAAAUUCCCAGAGACUUUGGGCAGCCUUUGCUUGAGGAGAAAGGAUGCCCCAGGCAGUGGAGGUAGGUGCUGAAAGGUCACAGGAGCCCCUUCACUUUUCCUCUGGGUCUGCCUGUCUUACGGCAUUUCCAUUGCUGCCUUGGUGUGGUGGACUUAAGGUUGACCUAUGGCCUUGACCUCCACCACUAGCCCUCCACCCACAGCUGAAGAUGUGAGUCAGGAAGGGACUGAGAUCUGGUCUUUCUGCUGUGAGAGAUGUUCUGUCCUUCAGUGCCUGUUAAGUUGUUGUGUAUAUUCCUGUGACAAUCCUACUGGUUUACCAUGUGUAGUUGAUAUUUCAAUUUUUCCCACCAAUUCUUAAGGUUUGAGUUUUAUAUGUUUAUUCACAAGCAUUAAAAGGUAAUGAGUAGA
Messenger RNA from Equus quagga, 9188 nucleotides. Its product is annotated as zinc finger protein 252-like. Gene Ontology annotation, biological process: regulation of transcription by RNA polymerase II. Gene Ontology annotation, molecular function: DNA-binding transcription activator activity, RNA polymerase II-specific; RNA polymerase II cis-regulatory region sequence-specific DNA binding. NCBI's taxonomy places the organism in Eukaryota, Metazoa, Chordata, Mammalia, Perissodactyla, Equidae. Gene Ontology annotation, cellular component: nucleus. The record is from RefSeq and is a predicted model, not a curated record. The transcript is spliced from 4 exons. Bases 2119 to 5022 code for a protein of 967 amino acids.